Molecule: messenger RNA, 7145 nt
Organism: Candoia aspera
Lineage: Eukaryota; Metazoa; Chordata; Lepidosauria; Squamata; Candoiidae
Product: protein argonaute-4
Exons: 18
Coding region: 229-2874 (881 amino acids)
Biological process (GO): regulatory ncRNA-mediated post-transcriptional gene silencing
Molecular function (GO): miRNA binding; single-stranded RNA binding; protein binding
Source: RefSeq, a predicted model, not a curated record
AUGCGGGCGAGCGCGUGAGGAGCGUGUGAGGAGCCACCGCUCCUCUUGGAUCAGAGCGAGCGCGGGCGGCCGGGCGGGCUGGUUCCGCCGCGGCCGCGAGUUGUUUGCGACGCGGGGACGCCGCUCUCUGUCCCCCAUUCCCUCAGCGCCGACCCUCACCCCGAAGCCAAUAUUCCCGAAAUCAAGAGAUACGCGGCGGCGGCGGCGGCGGCCGGAGCCGCGGGGCCCAUGGCGGCGGCGGCGGCGGCGGCGGCCGGGGGGGACCGCGGCGAGGUCGCCGCCGUCGCCAUGGAGGCGCUGGGACCAGGGCCGCCAGCCACUCUUUUCCAGCCGCCGCGUCGGCCUGGCCUGGGAACAGUUGGGAAACCAAUCCGUCUCUUAGCCAAUCAUUUCCAAGUACAGAUUCCUAAAAUUGAUGUUUAUCAUUAUGAUGUGGAUAUCAAACCAGAAAAACGUCCCCGGAGAGUGAACAGGGAGGUAGUAGAUACCAUGGUGAGACACUUCAAGAUGCAAAUAUUUGGGGAUCGACAGCCUGGCUACGAUGGCAAAAGAAAUAUGUACACUGCACAUCCUCUACCUAUUGGAAGGGACAGGGUGGAUAUGGAGGUCACACUCCCUGGUGAAGGGAAGGACCAGACCUUUAAAGUGUCAGUUCAGUGGGUGUCUGUAGUCAGCCUUCAGCUGCUCCUGGAAGCUUUGGCAGGGCAUCUGAACGAAGUCCCAGAAGACUCUGUGCAGGCGCUAGAUGUCAUCACACGGCAUCUUCCCUCUAUGAGGUACACCCCAGUGGGGCGUUCCUUCUUCUCUCCCCCUGAAGGAUACUAUCACCCCCUGGGAGGAGGUCGGGAGGUCUGGUUUGGCUUCCAUCAGUCUGUCAGGCCUGCCAUGUGGAACAUGAUGCUCAAUAUAGAUGUAUCAGCAACUGCUUUCUACCGUGCUCAGCCUAUUAUUGAAUUCAUGUGCGAGGUCUUGGAUAUUCAGAACAUCAACGAACAAACAAAACCCCUUACAGAUUCCCAACGUGUUAAAUUUACCAAAGAAAUCAGAGGUCUAAAAGUGGAGGUGACUCACUGUGGUCAGAUGAAAAGAAAAUACAGAGUUUGCAAUGUUACUCGACGACCUGCUAGCCAUCAAACGUUCCCUCUGCAGUUGGAAAAUGGGCAGGCUAUGGAGUGUACAGUAGCUCAGUAUUUUAAGCAGAAGUACAGUCUACAACUGAAAUACCCACAUCUUCCAUGCCUCCAAGUAGGGCAGGAGCAGAAACAUACAUACCUACCCCUUGAGGUGUGUAAUAUAGUUGCUGGCCAGCGUUGUAUUAAGAAGCUAACAGACAAUCAGACAUCAACCAUGAUCAAAGCAACAGCACGAUCUGCGCCUGACAGGCAGGAAGAAAUUAGCAGACUAGUCAAGAGUAACAGUAUGGUUGGUGGCCCUGAUCCGUAUCUGAAGGAGUUUGGUAUUGUUGUCCAUAAUGAAAUGACAGAGCUGACAGGCAGGGUAUUACCCGCACCAAUGUUGCAGUACGGAGGCAGGAACAAGACCGUCGCUACACCAAAUCAGGGUGUCUGGGAUAUGAGAGGAAAACAGUUCUACGCUGGCAUUGAAAUUAAAGUGUGGGCUGUUGCCUGCUUUGCUCCUCAGAAACAAUGUCGGGAAGAUUUGUUGAAGAGUUUUACAGACCAGCUGCGCAAGAUCUCUAAGGAUGCAGGGAUGCCAAUCCAGGGCCAGCCGUGCUUCUGUAAAUACGCCCAGGGUGCAGACAGUGUGGAGCCUAUGUUCAAACACCUGAAAUUGACAUACGUGGGGCUGCAGCUAAUUGUAGUGAUUCUUCCAGGAAAGACACCUGUCUAUGCUGAAGUUAAACGAGUCGGGGAUACUCUCCUGGGCAUGGCCACCCAGUGUGUACAGGUGAAAAAUGUGGUGAAAACAUCUCCCCAAACUCUGUCCAAUCUUUGUCUGAAGAUCAAUGCAAAACUUGGUGGAAUAAACAAUGUGCUUGUACCACAUCAAAGACCCUCAGUAUUCCAGCAACCCGUGAUUUUUCUGGGAGCAGACGUCACCCACCCGCCUGCCGGAGACGGGAAGAAACCUUCCAUUGCAGCAGUAGUGGGAAGCAUGGAUGGCCAUCCUAGCCGCUACUGCGCCACAGUGCGGGUGCAAACGUCCCGUCAAGAGACAUCACAAGAGCUGCUGUACAGCCAGGAGGUGAUCCAGGACCUGACCAAUAUGGUGCGAGAACUGUUGAUCCAGUUCUACAAGUCCACUCGCUUCAAGCCCACGCGGAUCAUUUACUAUAGGGGAGGUGUAUCAGAAGGGCAAAUGAAACAGGUGGCUUGGCCAGAGCUUAUUGCAAUCCGGAAGGCCUGUAUCAGUUUAGAAGAAGACUACAGACCAGGAAUCACCUACAUUGUUGUGCAGAAAAGGCAUCACACAAGACUUUUUUGUGCUGACAAAACUGAAAGGGUGGGGAAAAGUGGAAAUGUUCCAGCAGGCACUACCGUGGAUAGCACCAUCACCCAUCCGUCUGAAUUCGACUUUUACCUCUGUAGCCAUGCAGGAAUUCAGGGAACCAGCCGCCCUUCUCACUAUCAAGUCUUGUGGGACGACAACUGUUUCACUGCAGACGAGCUGCAGCUACUGACGUACCAGCUGUGUCACACUUACGUUCGGUGCACACGGUCUGUCUCUAUCCCUGCUCCUGCAUACUAUGCCAGGCUAGUAGCCUUUAGAGCAAGAUACCAUCUUGUGGACAAAGACCAUGACAGCGCUGAAGGCAGCCACGUUUCAGGACAGAGCAAUGGCCGUGACCCUCAGGCACUAGCCAAGGCAGUGCAGAUCCACCACGACACCCAGCACACCAUGUAUUUUGCCUGAUAAGACUCUGCAGCGACGUGGCCAGCGUGGCCUAGCUGGGCAGGCCACCAACCAUCAAUAGUCAGGGCUCGUUUUUAAUUCAGGCUGCCACCCACCAGCGGCUUGGGACAGGUGCGCUGAAUCAGUACCUGCAGCCAACAUCUUGUGCAGGCACAGUUGAGCCAUUUUUAUUUUACUCCUUUCCGUAAACAGAAAUUUCAUAAACAGUCUUUGCAUUGGACUGAAUUUUUACCUCAAAACGCAAAAGGCUGAUCCUCUUAAAAAUUUUUAAAGGACUUGGCACGAAAGGUUUUUAUUGAAAUAUUUUGCUAAUCAAUUAAUUUACGUUACCUCUUCAUCCCACGUUAAGCUUACCAAGAAGCUGAAUUUCUGCUGGGCUUUGACAUACUGCUUAGUGAGUCUCCAGAUACGGCAAAACGAGAUUCCGCCGUUUUUUCUGUCUGGAGCCGCAUAGACUUGAUCGAUGAAUUUUUGGUGUGAAACACCUUUCAGCAAACAUGAAUUUUCGGAGGUAUUGCUGUUUCUUUGGUUCUGUUUUUUAAUUUUUCGCUUUGUCGAGUUUUGCUGGUUCUCUUUUUGUAAAUCUCUCUGCAGUCCUGGGCUGCAAAGCAAUUGCACUAUAACUGCGAAUUCAGCCUGGUGGUACUUCUGUGAAUGCGCAACGUGAGCAGAGAGUAAUCCCCUUAGGCAGGUCUAAUACAAUGUAAUUAUCAUGGUUACAACUGCCACCGUUCGAUUCAAAAUGCUGAACUGCUUCCCCUUCUAAAAAUAGGUAACCAGGUUCUAAACAAUUAGUUUUAGUAUUUUUCAAACAUCACAAAAAGUGCCCAUUUUAUGCUGCUAUGUUUGACAAAUUGAAGUCAUUUUUAAUACUCUUUUUCAUAGAAGGUUUUAACUUUGGCAAUAAUUUUUUUUAAAUAACCUGGCAGUAGCUUUUCUAGUCAGAAUCCAUUCUUAGGUAGAUUGACUUAUCUUUGCUGAAGAGAAAAUUAGUUACUAAAAAUGGAUCAGAAGAGGCUCCCUUCAUGCUUUUUACAAAUGAUUAUUUUUAACUGUUUUAUAGUCACCAUUGGUCUGUCUACCCCUUUUUAUAAGCUUGGAAAGUGGGUGUUGUGUAUAGAAAAGGCUUUGCCAAUUUGUACAGUUGUGUAUAGUGUGACAGUAGCAAUCAAAGACUUUUACCAGCAAUUUAAAUCCUGUUUUCUUUGACAAUUUAGGUUUCUUGCAUGUACAGCAACCCUCAGUAGCAUGUGUGAAGUGUGAACUGUGAUGUUGAUCUUGACCCUCUCCGAGUAGGAUUCUUACUUGCUGGGCUCUCUUCCGCUGAAACGUGUAAUACCAAAACUAGGAUGGGAGGGGGAUGUGCAGACAAUAGCAGUGCUGUGUCGAGACUGGCUUGUGAGUGGUAGCACACAAUGCUUUAAAUUCCUAGUUUUUGGCCGAGUUGAUAGGGCACCACUGUGAAAGACUGGGAUUUUGCCAAUGGUUGCACUGUAGUCUUCAAAUGGAGCGGUGGUGCCGCUGCGUCACGUGACCUUGUGAGCUUUUGGAUCCAGACUUGCGAGUUGGCAAUACGAUACGCCGUUUGGAUUUUCCUUCAGUCGCUUGAAAUAGAGCUUCUAGUAACUUGGAAAAGACACCUUUCCAAGGACACUAUUCAGUUGUGUCAGAGUACACUGAAGUUAGUCUUCAAAAAAUAGUUUUAUAAGCUUCUUCCAGAGCUGUGUGUGUGUCUGUGGGGAAGGGCCCGUGAAGUGUUUGUCCCCAUUCAGAAAAAGAAGUGAAGCAGCUCAGUUCUGACACCCAGAACUGAGAGACAUUAGAUUUCUUAAGUCUAGGUAAGUCUUUUUUUCUUUUUUUCUUUUCCUUGAGAAUACCUCACUUGGGCAAUCAGUAUCAGGACACACAGGGAGGGAGAGUGGCCACUGCUUUAGUUAGUCUGCUGCUUUUUUAAUGUUUGUUCAGGGAGAAAAUGCAAGAAUUUAACUCCUGCUGACCCAAACAAAUGGAGAACUGAGGCACCUUGAAAAGAGUUUAAGCACCUGUUUAGUGUGUAGCAUUUUUUUUUAUUGCACUAGGUAAGGACAUGGUUUGAGAGAGAGAAAUAAGAAAAAUGGACAUUGUACCAUCUGGGUACGCAGGUGGCUGCCCUGGCACCUAGUGCAGGUGGAGACGAGGAAUGGGCAUACCCACCUGUCUGCAGUUGAGACCUCUUUCCAAAUCCCAGCCAGGUGACCUGAAAAACCAGCUUUCCAAAAUGCUUGUUUACCUUUGGCUCCCCUUCUGCAACAAAAGCUGCUUUUGCUGCCACAUCCAGACCAGGAUUGCGUGGGAUGGCCUGGGCAGGGGUUAAACCUCUCGUCCUGUCGUUUGCUGGCAAAGCAGAUUUUAGCAGCAAGCUGGGAUUCCCCAUCGCCACCCAAGAUAGUAACGAAAAGGAGCGAUUGGGUGUAGACAUGCAUUUUUAAAUGCUGGGUUAAUCUUAGUUGUAGGCGAGCCCAAACUGUGAAGACAGGAAGCUUAACUGAUCUGGGAAGACUUUUCUGGUUGACUCGUUAUAAAAUAAGGCUGGCGCUAUGUGAAAUGUUUUUGUUUUUGUUCUUUUUAAUUUCUAUCAUAGGAAAAAAAAACAAACAGAUUUUGAUCAUACUUUUCUUGUGUAUUACAGACCACAGCUCAUAGCUGUCCUUUGAAAUCAUCUGUAUUUAAGAGAGAGAUAUAAGCAGGAUUCUUUUAGUGCAUUAUUAUCACAAUGAAUUUUAUCAUCCCAAAAAUGUCUACGAGAAAACUUUCUUGCCAACUUUUGCACUUUCUUGGAAUUUUUCAUGAUUUCCCCCGCCCCCCCUUCCUUCUUCUUGCCUCUGUUGAAAAUUUUCCUGUGCAAAAAAUGUCCAGUCAUCUCCUAGUUGCUGAAGAGUCCAGCGAUGUCAUUUUGGUGUGUUUCAGAGCUGAGGAUUUUAUCAAAGCAGACGGCGAUGAAGAUCUCCAAAAGCAAUAGAGGGAAGGUCUUGUUGAUCUUGGGGAGACCUUUUUGGCUCACUGGAACCACCCCUUCCCCUGGGGAUGAACUGAAUGGUGAUGCAUGUGUCAAUCAAUGGGGAGAUGUGCAUUCUGUAGCUGUAGUUCUUAAGGUUUCAGGUUUUGGUCUGGCUUGGUUUUUUAAUGUUGUUUCCUUUCCUUGCAGCCAGUCUUCUCCAACCGUGUUGUCUUUGGUUGUUUUGGGCUACAACUUCCAGAAUUUCUACUUGGUGGGAGAAUCUUGGUUUGAAUAAAGCCUGCUGGCUCCUUUUUUCGGUGUUACGUCAUGGGAGAUUUCAAAUGUAGCAAAUUUGAGCUGUGGGCUGGAGGGGAAUGGGCUAAAUUGGACAAGAAGCUCUUGGUGCUUAUAGAAAAAUCAAACGUGGUUCUUUCCCUAGGUCUUCUGCCUUUUUUUUUUCCUGAGCACUUUUAUUCCAAAGAGGCUCUGAAAAGCUUUUGCUCUGUAACAGAGAGUCUUGCUUACUUCUGUGACUUCUGGACAUUUUAAGAAGGGCAUCCAAGGAGACUUCCAAAUCAGAUGCAAAAGAUGUUUCAUGUGUCUAUGAUCCAGAAAAGUCUUUUUUUCCUACACCCCUAAUAUCAAAAAUCUUUGUCUGUGUGAUGGGGAAAGGGCACGGCUGUUCUUACCUGACCUCCAAUCAAGUGUUCCCACUCCCGCCAAGAAAACUACCUUUGUUGAUAAUGCUGUGGGUCUUUUUCCCCUUCUUGCUCAGCAGCAAGGCGGUUGCUCUGUUUUCAUUUUGGUAAAACGGAGUCCAGAGGGCAUUGUAUCAAUACUGUUUCAACUGCAAGGUUUUUUCCCUUGUGCAAAUUGAGGAAAGAUCAUACGUGAAUAUCAUUUAAGGGUUUCCUUAGACCUUGCUAUUGACACUUUCGUGAUAUUUCUACGUCUAGAGCCUGGACCUUGUACGUAAAACUCGUUUGCAUAUGUUCAUUUUUGACUUCUGAUGUAUUUUUCUUUUUGUUUGUUUCUAUAUUGUUAGACUUGUAACGUUAUAAAUUGUAUUUUAUUAAAUUGGACUGGAUGUAUGUCUAUAGCAAUACGAGGUACUUUUUCUUUAAAAAAAAAAAACUCUGGGGUGGGUGGGUUAACAGUACCUCCCUCCCCCAUUGCGAUAUGCUGGCUGUGUAUAAUUGCAAUGUUUUUUUUCUUUUUUAGCCUGCAGGGAUUUUGUGUUCAUGUGUCCAAAAAAAAUAAAAUAAAGGCAUUUGUUGCCAAAUGUUUUUUCUUC